Camelina sativa (false flax) is the source of this 615-nucleotide messenger RNA. RefSeq lists its product as uncharacterized. The record is from RefSeq and is a predicted model, not a curated record. Lineage: Eukaryota; Viridiplantae; Streptophyta; Magnoliopsida; Brassicales; Brassicaceae.
AUGAACGUUCGACCUUUUGUUCAGUUAGACAAUCUCAACCCUGCUUUAGACCAUCAAAAGAUAAGAGUCUGUAUCAUAAGACUUUGGAAAUCAUUCAAGUCCCUUCAGAUGGUCUUCGUUGAUAGUGAUGGUACAAGGAUACAUGCAUCUAUUGAAGAUGGUUUGGUCAGCAGGUUUCAAAACCAACUCGCUGUCGGCGAGUCAGAAAUAGUCGACACGUUCAGCUUAGUCGAUUAUGAUAGUAGUUAUAACACAAGUUCUUUGGGAUUUAAAAUCGUCUUUUAUAGAACCACUGUUGUGAAACCAUGUGAUGAAUUCCCAGUUCGUGUUCCAAAAAAAUAUUUUCAGGCGAUUACAAUCGAGAAUUUAAAAAGCGGCAAGUCUGCUUAUGUUGUCGAAAAGUUUUGGGAAAAGGAAGACAUGGUUGUGCAAUUUGGAAAGGAACUAUAUGGAAGGAAUGAACUUUCGAAUAAUUCUUUGGAUCUCGACGACCAUAAGUUGCAAAUCGCACCAGCUGAAAUGAAUUUGACUUCAUCUAAGAGAGAUCAUACAGACAGCAAUGUUGGAACGACUGGGGGUCAUAGCAUGAUGACAAGGAAAAAAAUCAAAAACUGA